Uranotaenia lowii is the source of this 3244-nucleotide messenger RNA. RefSeq names its product protein raptor homolog. NCBI's taxonomy places the organism in Eukaryota, Metazoa, Arthropoda, Insecta, Diptera, Culicidae. Gene Ontology annotation, molecular function: protein binding; protein-macromolecule adaptor activity. Bases 39 to 3224 code for a protein of 1061 amino acids. The record is from RefSeq and is a predicted model, not a curated record. The transcript has 4 exons. Gene Ontology annotation, biological process: cellular response to starvation; cellular response to amino acid stimulus; positive regulation of protein serine/threonine kinase activity. Gene Ontology annotation, cellular component: cytoplasm; TORC1 complex.
CGAAUUGAUUUGCGAAAAUUUUAUUUUACUCGUGCGAAAUGACCACUAGAGUUUCACCCCUCCUUCCGUAUGUUGUGCUGAACAGCUUCGUCGAGCUGCCGGAUGUGGCGUCAUUGCGGCUGACCGAGCGAACAUAUAGCUGGAUCAAUCUGAUAUGGAUCGAGGAUAACGUUUUGAAGAAAAUUUACCGCAAUGAACUGCUUCAACAUCAACAGGUGGACUCGCAACCGUACCGGACCGAGUCACACUUUGUCCGCACCAACUUCCGCAUUCUACCGGAUUCGACCAUCGAAUGUGUGCGGAAAGCCUGCCGGUUGAUCAAAGAAAAGGAUCUGGGCUUGACGAGGCCGGUGUUCCAUUACUGUGGGCAUUUAAUCAAUAAGUAUGAAGCUGGAGUUUUUUGGUUGAACGAUGACCGUUAUACUGGGAAGCUGGAAUCUUUGACGUUGGACGAUGUCCAGACAUGUAUCGGAAAUCCUGCAAUUCAUAUUUAUGAUUGCUUCUCGGCUGAGGAGCUCAUGGCGGGUGCCGAUAACUAUCCCGAAUGUGUGUUUCUCGCAAGUUGCUCCCGAAACGAACAACUUCCGGUUUGGAAGGAUUUGUUCAGUCGAGUUCUGUCUUGUCCGGUUACAACCGCUUUGGAGGUGUAUGUUUUGAAAUCCGGGAAUCCGAAAUCGAUAGAUCUUAAUCAGGACUAUCAAUGGGGACGACACUCGAUAAUGGGGCAGCUGGAUUGGGCCCUGACAUUGAUAACUGAUACCAUCGCUAGUCAAUCACUUCCGGAUGAUAUGUUCCGCAAGCUUUUCCGAGAAGACUUUCUCCUGUCGACCAUAAUGAGACGGUUUUUGUUGGCACAGCGCUUGAUGAAAGCUCAUGGUAAAACCACGGUUUCUAGACCGGCACUUCCGGUUUGUAGCAACCACAAACUUUGGCAGAUUUGGGAUCAGUUGGUAGAAGGAGCUGUUCGUCAACUUCAAAAAACAAAUCAAGAAGAGUAUUCGCCGAUGGAUAUUUUUUUCAAAUGGAUAUUGGCGGAAGACCAGGGACCGGAGAUGCUGCCACUGAUUUGCCAUGCUUUGCUCAUUCCAAAGCACAUCCCGUUAGCGCUGCAGAGAUUGCAACAGAUGGAAAAAUGUAUUCUCAAAGACGCCAGCCUGUUUCAAAUGGUUCUAAACGAAAUCGCUAAAUUCUCAAAUAGUCCUACGAAAAUCGACGCGGAAAGUGCAAUCGAUUUCCUCUACGAAGUGUUUAACAAAGAUCCCAAGGUAUUAGCGCUCCCACAAAUAUUCAAGGAUAUCAAGGUUUUUUGUUUGCUGGGAAAAGAUCCGGAUCCGAUUAUGAUUCGCAGGGCGGCCCAUUUGCAGUUGGGAAUCGUACAGCAUUUCAAAGUUCCGCUGUUGCGAUCAGCGAAAUUCAAAUGUUUUCAGUGGCUUGAUCAUCCGGAUCCGGAUGUAAGAAUGUGGUGUAUUCUUCUGCUCACGGAUACGCAGGAAAGAAAGAAUUUUGAUCGCGAUCUGCAGAUAAAACUAGAAGCGCUGUUGCAAAAUGAUCCUUUGCCAAAAGUACGCAUAACCGCGGUUGUCGGAUUAAUUUCCUUCGUGGAAACCAGGCCAGCAGAAAAGGAUCCUCUCGUUAGUUGUAUUCUACGACUUAUACCUACUUGUGCCAAUUCUAUGCUGCGGCAGGCUUUUGUUGAAGUGUUGCACUUGAUUGCAUUGUCUAAUAUAGCUAAUUUAGUGGACGCAAUUCGGCAAGCCACCAUGCCAGAUUAUGUCCAAACCAACAAAACUAACAAAGGAAGACCAAAUUCUAAGCAAAACAAAAAUAAACCCGUUUCGAAAACAUUACGGCAAAACCAAACUGUAAUGUUACAGUUGUGGCGUGCCAUCGAAUCCCUGAAACAAGAUCCAGAACCAAAGGUCUCCGGUCCAUUGAAAACAUUGGUAUCGUUCCUGCAGAAAAAAUCUGAUCAUGCUGAUACCGUCAGCAGGAAGGCACUGAAGAAGGCCAAUUCAGCCAAAGAUGAGUGGACACCGGAAAUCAUCAACAAGGCUGCCUUGCUGGAACAACUACGCGAAGGUCUGAAAACGAAUGUAGAUCAAAAUGAAUCGUUUCAAUUUGUGAACUCGAGCAAAUGUCACGUGGGAUAUGAAAAUGGAUGCUCCAAAGAUAUUCAUUUGGAGUUGGUGACUCCUGAUCAGAAGCAAGAAAAUGGUAAUGGAGUGCAACCUGGAUCUUUGAAUCAUCAGCUGGGAUCAUUCCAAAUCAAGCGAACUCCAGAAUUGUUGUGCUUCGGAUCGGAAGACGAGUUAGCGGUAGCAUCUGGGGAUCGCAUAACUUGGCUGAACCAAACCAAGGGAAACGAUUUCCGGUUGAAAUCCCCGGGUACCAACAACCAGGUGACGGCUCUCCGGUUUCUCAGGCCCAAACAGGCAGCUGAAAAAUCUUUGCUUGCCGGUCACAGCGAUGGAGUUGUCCGCAUUUGGCAACCUACCUCCCAUGGUAGCCCACCGGAGCUUGUCAACUCGUGGCAGGCCCUGUAUAAUCCUUGCGAUCUAUCAACCUCUGAUUCCAAGAUGACAACAGGUAAGAAAUCGGUACUUCUCAUGGAUCUGACAGACGAUUCAGUGCUGUGGGUUGGUGGACUUGAUUGCCAAUCUAUCCGUUCCUGGGACCUCCAGGUGGAGAAGUCCACAAUGGAGUUGGAUACCGGUUCUGAAUACCCGAUGACCGCCCUAGUAUGUGAAGGUUCCGCCGGGGUGCUUUUCGGACUGGUAGAUGGCAGUUUGCGUUUGUUGGACCAACGUGGAACCCGGACCUCUAUCGGCUUACCCAAACAUGGUAAAUCGAUCCAAAAAAUUUGCGUUUGUUCCGAUGGCAUCACUAUCGUAAGUGUUUGUACCGGUGCAGACAUUAACGUGACCGAUUUGAGAAAUCCGUUAAAGCCGCUUAAGCAGUGGUCCUUAGAAGGUAAGGCACCUUUAGUUGACGCAGCCAUUUGUGAUCGUAAAAGACUGAUCGUUAGCACAAAUGGAAAAGAAGUUUUGGUAAAUUCUCUCGACGAUGGACAACCGCUUUAUACCGUUGACAGAUCCGACGAAAUCAACAAAAGUGGAUCGAAGAAAAAGUCCCCACUUUGUGUCGCUUUACAUCCUUCAAAAUGUUUGCAGGCUGUCGGGUACAAAGAUAAUUCGGUUUAUCUGUUCUCUAAUUCUACCUUUUAAGAUAGUUAAAGGUACAUCAA